AUGUAUCGGAAGUUGUCUAAGUUAGAACACUCGGAAAUAAAACAACUUCUAACAGAAGCUAACAUAGAAGUAGCAAAACAUUACGCAACAAACAAAAAAGCACUCGCUGACUUCAUUAAAGACUAUAAUGGUGCAAUAAGUUAUGAUAGAAUUCAUGAGUUCAUAAAGCCGCAACGCGGCGAGGACGAAGUCCAUGCAAGAGCAUUUCCUUUAAAUGACGUUGCUAUUGACUUAUAUCAUAGACGUUCAGUACCUCAUGAAGUAAGAAGAGAAAUGUUUGACAUAACAAAUGCAAACGUUGGUGAAACAAGAAGAAGAGACGACACACUGAAACAACAGAGAAGAGAGAUGUUUAAGAGCGCUAUAGAACAAGUUCGCAAAGCUAACGAUGUCAUUCGUUCCAUUGACGACAAACCAAAAGAAGGUGAGAGAUGGUUAAAGAAAGAUGAAGAGAAUAGGAAGAGAAAUGUGAAGUCAGGCAAUAGACUCAUUGACUUUAACAUCGAAGCUUUAGAUGAACCAAACAGAGACUACUUACACAAACAUUUCGGUAAGGUUUUCAUGAGACUCUUAGAGAAAAUUAAAAUAAACUCACAACAGAGAUGGAUGGUAUGUUAUAAACUUGGUGGAAAGUAUGAAUGUUCUACGUUAAACCUCAAUAAUAUUGGAACAUUACUACAUCAGCUCUUGAAGGAGAACUUUAUAUCAGAGAUAGAAGCAAAUGCUGCAGGUAUUGUUGAAAUGCACUAUGACUUCUUCUUGACAAACAUAAAGAAUCUUACCGAAAUAAAGAU
Molecule: messenger RNA, 794 nt
Organism: Trichomonas vaginalis G3
Lineage: Eukaryota; Parabasalia; Trichomonadida; Trichomonadidae
Product: organellar and viral DNA polymerase type B
Exons: 1
Source: RefSeq, a predicted model, not a curated record